UUGAGCAUGAGGUGACAAAUGAUAUAUAUUUUUUAAUUAUGAAGGUGGUGGGAGGCGGAGGUAAACACGCCAGGAUGGCCAGACCUGCUGACGCUAGGAUAAGUGAUGUUGAUGAAUAUGGAUUUGAGAGGCCUCCAGAUUUCAAUUACCAAACAUAUGAAGAAUUUAUGUCAAAAUACUUGACAGUAUUAACACGAAGAGCAAGAAAGUGGUCUCAUCUGCUUGGAGCAAAGGAAACUGUUGGCCGAGGGAUAAAAGUGAAGCGUUACGUAAGAAAAGGGAUACCUAUGAAACAUCGGGGGAAGAUGUGGAUGGAAGUGAGUGGCGCAAAGAAAAAAAUGGAGGCUAAUCCAGGCUACUAUAAGAGUCUUUUGGAGAAUCCAGUGGAUGAAGAUUUAGUCGAAGCCAUAAAGAUUGAUGUCCCUCGCACUUUUCCAGAUAACAUAUAUUUUCGUGAUUACAAUGAAGGAAAGCUGUCAAAUCUUUACAAUGUUUUAGUCGCAUUUUCACAACACAACAAGAAGAUUGGAUAUUGUCAAGGGCUAAACUACAUUGCUGGUUUAUUGCUGAUAAUCACCAAAGAAGAGGAGAGCACCUUUUGGCUUCUGAAUACACUGAUGGAGGACUUGUUGCCUGAAUACUACACACCUGAUAUGGUUGGUGUUCUUACAGACCUCAAGGUGUUGGAAGCUCUCGUUAAAGAGCAUGCUCCAUUAAUAUGGAAGCAUGUAAACCAUUAUGGCUUGACCUGGGGUCUCCUUACAACAAAAUGGUUUAUCUGCCUAUUUGCUGAAGUUCUACCCAUUGAGACAGUACUGAGGAUAUGGGAUUGCUUGUUUUACGAAGGCAACAAGGUGCUUAUGCGUGUGGCAAUAACAUUAGUGUUGUCCAAUCAGCAGAAGAUCCUGAUGAGCCAAGAUUUUGGUGAUAUUAUUGAGUGCUUCAAAUCUAUAACGAAUGACACGAAUGCUGUUGACUGCCAUACCUUCAUGCAGAAUGUAUUCAAGGUGUCUGGAUCUUUUCCAAGGGCUCGGCUGACAAAAUUAAGGCAAGAGUGUCAAACAGAAGUACUAGCUGAAGUUAAAAAAUAAUUUUCUUUUUAAAUUGCUUUCAUCUUCAUGGAAGAUAGUAG
Molecule: messenger RNA, 1132 nt
Organism: Cherax quadricarinatus
Lineage: Eukaryota; Metazoa; Arthropoda; Malacostraca; Decapoda; Parastacidae
Product: growth hormone-regulated TBC protein 1-A-like
Source: RefSeq, a predicted model, not a curated record